CGUGGCAACCCUGCGAAGAUGAGGACGUCGAACUUAAAGACAAAGCAGUUGAAGAUGUGAGAGUGGAGAUCAUGCCACGCACGAAGUCUACUUAUUUUCCUUUUGAAGUAAAAGCGAAAUAUAUAUGAACUAUUAUUCUUGAGGUGUAAGGACAAGAGAAAAAUACACAGAAACCUGAUAAAGUGAAUCACAGCCAAAUUAAUAAUGGAGAAAAUACCUUUAAAAGUGCGCCCUCUUAUAGUAGUAUCCUUGGCAGUGGUCGUUUAUUACAACUCAUUGGGUGGCGAGCUUGUUUUUGAUGACGUUGCAGCAAUUCAGGAUAACAGAGAUGUUCGACCACACAACCCGCUUUAUAACUUAUUCGUUAAUGAUUUCUGGGGAACCCCUAUACACAAGGAACAAAGUCACAAAUCCUACCGUCCACUAUGUGUGCUGUCAUUUCGCCUCAACUACGCCGUCCACGAGGUUCAGCCGUUUGGUUACCACGUGGUGAACGUGCUACUUCAUGCCGUUGUAUGUUUUCUUUACUUCAGAACGUGCCUGCUGUUUCUAUCGUCUCUUGCAAGUUUUGUGGCGGCUUUAAUAUUCUCUGUUCAUCCUGUUCACACCGAGGCCGUAGCCGGGAUAGUCGGUAGAGCGGAGCUUUUAUCAGCCAUCUUUUUUCUCAGUGCCUUAAUGUACUACGUGAAAAACAGGCACUCUUCACAUGGGACAGCGAGCUGUUUUUUCUACGGACAAGACUUAUGGAGCUGUGGAGUAACUCUUGUGCUGGCGACACUCGGAACACUCUGUAAAGAACAGUGUUUCACUGUUCUGGCUGUAUGCUGUCUUCUUGAAGUACUGAAACUACGGGUGACAAGUUCUCGCAGCACGAGAACACACACUUCGUUACCAUGGCAACGUGGGACACUACUGAGAAGUGGACUUCUUAUGACAGGAGCUGCGUUAAUUGGAGGAUUUCGGCUGAAACUGAUGAGUUCUCAGCUGCCACAGUUCAACAGGUUUGACAAUCCGGCUGCAGUUUCUCCUACCCCAACUCGCCAACUUACUUAUAAUUAUCUUUUGUCACUAAACGCUUGGCUACUUCUUUAUCCAUGUGAUCUCUGCUGUGAUUGGACCAUGGGCUCUAUUCCACUCGUGAAGACAAUAUAUGAUUUUCGUAACUUAGCAACUCUUGUGUUAUAUGUUUUCAUCGUUGUGAUUUUUUGGUGGACUUCCGGAGCAGAGGAAAAACAGCUUUCUAUUUUCAUGGUGAGUUUCAUUGUAUCAACGUUGCUGCCGUCACUGAAGACGGUUGCGAACCUUGGACUAUUCCUCCUCUUGUCAACCCACAUCAUCAAAACUGUCCACCGGAAUAGAGAAUGGGAAAAUGAACAAAGGCUUUUUUCAUCAGGCUUAAAAGUAAAUCCUCUAAACGCGAAGUUAGAUAACAAUAUGGGCAAGGUUUUGGAAGCACAACAGCGCCACGAGGAGGCGCUGAAUUACUAUAAUCAAGCCAUCAAAAUGCAGCCCAACGAUGUUCGCGGGUUUCUCAACAGCGGGCGAGUUUUAACGUUUCUCCGGAGGUAUCAGGAAGCAGAAGAUAUAUAUUUAAAGGCUAAAGCUAUGUUACCUCAGGCUGAAAAUCCUGCCGAAACGGAAACCCACGUGACUCCCAGUCACCUGCAGGUGUUUUUAGGCCUCGCUUCUUUGUUAUCGAGGAAUACCAGUCGCUUGGAAGAAGCUGACGCCCUUUAUCGAGAAGCUAUACGACUACGUUCUGAUUACACAGCUGCUUACCUGAAUCGCGGUGACGUGCUUUUAAAACUGAACAGAAGUAAAGAGGCUGAAGAUAUGUACAUCCGGGCUCUGCAGUUUGACGCUGACAACCCCAAUUUAUACUACAAUCUUGGUGUUGUACUAAUGGACCAGGGGAGGAGUGAAGAAGCCUUGACUUUCUUUAGCAGAGCCUUAGAACUAGAACCACAACAUAAGCAAGCCCUUCUCAACUCAGCAAUGUUACUCCAAGACAGAAACAUGCAGAAAACGAAAGAAGAGGCGAGCAAGAGUUGGUGGCAGGCCCGCCUUGACAGGACGGUGGGGGCAACAGCACAGGGGCCCGGGCGAAUGAAACCUGGUUAUGCCGUAAAUCAACAAAGCAUCUUUAGGUUUCACAAGGCCACUGAUGGUGUAACUCAAACAGAAGAUGUGUAUUUCAGCCUGGGAAUGCUAGCUUUAGAAAACGGAAACUCUGAAACUGCUGAGCGCUGGUUCCGUAAAGCUGUUGAGAUUAAACCCAGUGACCGAAGCGCCCUCUUCAACCUUGCAUUGCUGCUUACGGAAGAAAAUCGUCACUCCGAAGCUCUUGAGGUUCUUCAACAACUGUUGCAGCAUCAUGCUACCCAUGUAAAAGGACUCCUUCUACUGGGAGAUAUCUACGUAACACAGCUGGAAAACCUGGACGGGGCGGAAACGUGUUACCAGAAGAUCCUGGAAGUUGACCCCCAAAACGUCCAAGGUCUACAUAAUCUGUGUGUGGUUUAUCUUCACAGAGGUCACUUGAAACAAACAGAAGAAUGCUUUCUUAAAGCCUUGAAUCUUGCCCCAAGAGCUGAAUAUAUUAAGCAUCAUCUUCAAUUGGUCCGAUCUCAAAUGCUAAAACAAAAUCAACCAAUGGGAGUUACUCAAAAGAAUUUACGUCAUUUGAAGUUUUCUGGGUCAAUAAGAUGAUCAGUAAAUCUAUGAAGCAAUACUAUCAACAAGCUGCUACUUUUCUUAACUGAGAGAAAAAUUUAUGUCAUCGCAAAAACCAAGCCAAACAUACUAUGGGACAGAAGGCUAGAAACCUGGAAUUUCAGACGUCAAGCAACAGCGAUAAUUUGUAAUUUGAAAGUAAUUUCUUUGAAAAUCGUCACGUGCGAAGACAACUUCUGUAGUAAUUAUAGCAGAAAAUGAAACAUAUGAUUCAUUGAUUGCUCGCUAUUUUGAUGCUACGUGACGUUAUAAAUCGUUCUUCUCUAUUUACUGGAAGUGGUAUUUACUGUUUAGAAGGAUUUUGAUUAGAAAAAUGAUUUACUGACAGUUUCUGUGAUAAGUUAUAUAGACAGAAAAAUGCCAGAUUUAAAAUAAAUAUGUGUGUGUGUGGUUAGAUGUGUGCAGAUGUGACGAUUGUGCUGCUCUAUCUUGUAACGAGAACAGAGUCGACACUCCAAAUCAUCUGUGCUGUAAUCAAAGAGAACAUAUACAAAUAAAAUCCACCUUUUCCGUUACUUGCAAGUUUUUAUAUUGGUGUAAAAUCGAGCUUACGUUAUUUGAAAAUGUUAUUAUAAGUAGGGUGAUUUUUAUGCCUUCCUUGGCACUGUCAUGUGUAAAGAAAUAAAUCAGAAAUCAAAGAAAUGGAUCAAAAUUAUUUUAAUAAUGAAAUGGAAUUUAUUUGAUGUGGUGUAUCUUCGAUUCCCUACAUAUAUAUAUCUAUAUAUAUAUAUAGUAUUGUUCUCUGUAUUGUUCUUGUUAUAAUUUAGACAUGGAAUAAGAACUGGUAAUGUUAACUAAUUUUGCGUUUUAAUCUUGAAAUGGCGUUCUUUUGUUAGGCUUAACUGCUUUACUUUACUAAAAACUUAUAAAGUUGGAUAAUUUUGCCUUGUUAUUUUGAAUCAACGUUCUUACGUUAGGCUCAGCUGCUUCACUUCACUAAGAACUGAUAAAGUUUGUAAUUUUCGUUUUUAUCGUGAAGAGAUGUUCUUUCUUUAGGCUUAGCUUCUUUGAUUAGAAGGAACUGAUUUUGCGUUUUUUAUCUUUGAGCAACUUUUCUUUCGUUAAGCUUGGCUGCUUUACUUGAUACAUGCGUUCAAUGAAGUAGCAAUGUUUAAGUCUAAGAAAGAAAUCCUAAUCGGCAUUAAGUAAGAAUCGUUUAUAGUCUUUAUGAAAGUGAUGUCCUUUCACACUUUACUGUUUUCAUAUGAAUAACUAUCUGAUAAUCUGAAAAUCCUAAAUUUUUCUUCUGAACAAAUUCUACAAUAUUUCUUUAAGUAAUACUGCUACCUGGUGGAGAAAUUUAUUCAACAAUUAUUCAUCUGUUUGUACUUUGUUAGAGUAUAGUAUGUAGAUAAUGAAGAUUAAUAUUAUGUACAUCAAGCAUAGUACAUAUAAGAAAUAAGAUUUAUAACCAUUGUCUCGAAGCCUGAAAGAAAAAUUAAUAACUUCAUCUGACUGCACUUCGAGAAAUGUGUAUGUAAUAUAUAUAAAUAUAUAUAUAUAUAAUAUUUAAAAUAAACUAAUCAUAUUAUCUCUUC
Molecule: messenger RNA, 4271 nt
Organism: Limulus polyphemus (Atlantic horseshoe crab)
Lineage: Eukaryota; Metazoa; Arthropoda; Merostomata; Xiphosura; Limulidae
Product: transmembrane and TPR repeat-containing protein CG4050-like
Exons: 23
Coding region: 205-2709 (834 amino acids)
Biological process (GO): protein O-linked glycosylation via mannose
Cellular component (GO): endoplasmic reticulum
Molecular function (GO): mannosyltransferase activity; protein binding
Source: RefSeq, a predicted model, not a curated record